AUGCCCCGCCAGUGCGUGCCCGCACGCGCCCGCCGUAGCCGCGUCCGGCCACUGCACUCCGCCCCGCCUCUGCAGUCCCGUCGCUUGCCCCGCACCCCCCUAUCCAGCGCGCACACGCCGCGGUCGCCGCGCCCCGCGCGCGCGCUCGGCCGCGCUCACCGCCGUGCCCGCACCUCGCCGAGACCCCACGCCUGCGCUCACCUCGCCCCCUGCACCGCCCCACGCUCCACCGCUCCGCACCCGCCCCUCCAUCCCGUGCUCGCCCGCGACCGCCGUCGCCUCUGCCACUUUGCCCCGCGGCCACUUCCUCCGCCCCGCACGGCGCUCGCCGCUCGCCCCGCCUCCGCCCGCCGUGGCCCUCGUGCCCCGCUGCGGCAACCCCCCGCCAUGGCCACGACCCCGCCCUGCCCCGAGCAGGCUACGGGCGCCCGUCGCCCACGCCCGUGCGCCCGCGCCCGCGCCGCACACGCGCGCAGCGCCCGCGCCCGCCUGUGGCCCAUGGGCCACUGCCAGGUGCUUGUCAUCGGCCACAGCGAGCACUCCGGCGGAGGUGCUCACGACCCACUUGAUGCGGCACUACAAGACCUGACGGCGCCUAUUCCAGAAGACGCCGACGCCGAGACGCUGGAAGCGCGCCACGUCCAGCUCAUCGAGAGCGCCAAGAAGCAGGCCAACAUGAGAUGCCUGUCCGAGGCCUACCAGCGCGAGAUGGACCGCGUUGUGGGUGGCACGCCGGCUCCUGAUGGGCCUAGCCGCAUCGCACGGUCCGGCAAUGCGGCGUGGCCAUCGCCAGCCUGUUUGGGGCAUAUCGCCCCGUCUACGCCACGCCAGCGGAAAACAUACGAGCUGCUCAGGCGGCAGCAGAAGAGCUGGACAAGUUCGAGGGCGAAGAGCGUCGCCAGAUGGCAGAGUGCGUCCAACGACUCCUCGACGCGGCUGCUGAGCAGCACGAGGCUGGCUGCCGCACUGAAGCGCCCAACCGGCGAAGUGAAGAUCCGCCUCCCCGCCGAGAUCAAGGCAGAGAUCCAAGUUGAUGCAUCUGGCAAAGUGGCCCCUCAAGAUCCACGGACCCCAGUGGGCAACACCAGUCGGCGCCAGCAACCAAGCGACAACAAGCGCAAGGCCAUGCAGCCGGCUUCCACAAGCCGGCAAGUGGGGACAGUCAAAGACCAGCAGCCAGAAGGGGAGCCUCCAUCCAAGCGCCAGAAGGGCGGCAAGCCCAAUUGGCUGCCUCCUUUCUCGUAUGAGGAGACUCUUGACGCGCGAUGCAAAUUUCACAGUGGCGCGAAGCCGUCCAACCACACCACUCGGAAGUGCGAUCGGCUCACCAAGAUCGCCAAGGGUGACGGCCUUCUGCCUCCUUCGCCUGCUGGGCAGCCGCCUCCUCCUCCACCCCAGCAGCCGGCAGUUCGACCAGUCGGAGCCAUACAAGACGAGUAUCCCGAAGAGCACGGGGCUUAUGUCGUGUUCACCAGCGUGGCCGAUGAUAAGCACAGCAGAUGGCAAUGA
This is a messenger RNA of Aegilops tauschii subsp. strangulata, 1509 nucleotides long. The record is from RefSeq and is a predicted model, not a curated record. Lineage: Eukaryota; Viridiplantae; Streptophyta; Magnoliopsida; Poales; Poaceae.